AUGCUAAUUGUGGCGCACCAUUCGCGGAAACUGUCGGAUGUGCUCAUGAGGCUCGUCAUCUCGAAGCUUUUUCAUGUCCUCUUCCUUGGACGUGAACGCGCGUCCUCAACUGAUGGAACAGUUACUUGCUCUUCUGGGGUGAAAUUAGCGGCUGCGACAUCUUCAUCACGGAACAGCAAAAAUGCUGCACCACCAGUAGGGGAGUUUCCAUUCUGUCACUACCCUCCUCAAAUUAUAAUUAGUAGGGCGGGCCAUCGAGUUCAAGAGCAAGGUGAAGAUGGUGAGGAAAAACUUGAAGUUGAAGAGAACGUCGAAGGCUUCAAUGGGAUCGACAAUCCUAUGUGGCUCCUGCACGCCAUUGAC
This is a messenger RNA of Amoebophrya sp. A25, 363 nucleotides long. Lineage: Eukaryota; Dinophyceae; Syndiniales; Amoebophryaceae. The record is from the annotation of a GenBank genome assembly.